UACUUUGACACACGUAAUAUGGCGAUUAACUUUUUAUCCAAUUUGCGACCAUCUUUUCAUAUUGGAGCUCUCAUGCAAAUCUAACACUACGAGAAGCACUGGUAUUUACUUUUGAAACAUGACACAGAUACCAAAAGUACGUUUGAGAGGUGGACUGGAAAUCUGUCGAAUUUUGAAUGGCUUGUGGCAAGUUUCAGGUGCACAUGGGAAGAUUGAUCCUCAUCAAGCAGUUCAAGCUUUGGAGGCAUAUGUGAAUGCUGGGCUGACGAGUUUUGACAUGGCUGAUAUUUAUGGGCCAGCAGAAGAAAUAUAUGGAUCUUUUUACAAACAGCUGCUGGCUACAAAAGGACAUGAAGCAGUAAAAGGGAUUCAAGGCCUGACUAAAUGGAUACCACAGCCUGGACCUAUGACAAGGAAGGUUGUCGAAUCUGCUAUAGAUCUGUCUCUACAAAGAAUGCAGGUGAGCCAUCUGGACUGCUUACAGUUCCACUGGUGGGAUUACAGUGACAAGCGCUAUUUGGAUGCAUUAGGACACUUAUCGGAUCUUCAGACAGAAGGAAAAAUAAAUGAGCUCUCCCUUACUAACUUUGACACGGAGCAUGUAGUGGAAAUAACAAACAAAGGCAUCCAAAUAUCAAGCAUUCAGCUUCAGUAUUCUGUCGUUGACAGACGGCCUAUGGUGAAAAUGACAGAAGUCUGCGAAGCAUUGGGAAUUAAACUGCUCACCUAUGGAACAUUGGGUGGUGGUUUCAUCUCUGAAAAAUACCUGGGAGCGAAGGAACCCAAGAAUGAGGAUGAACUAUAUACUUCUUCUCUUAAGAUGUACAAGAAGGCGAUAGAUACUUGGGGAGGAUGGGAUCUCUUUCAGGAACUUCUGCAGGUCUUGUCUUCAGUUGCAAAGUCUCACAAUUGUACUAUCGCAAAUGUGGCCACCAAAUAUAUCCUAGACAUGCCGGCUGUAGCAGGGAUAAUCAUUGGCUGUCGUAUGGGUAUACCUGGGGCUGAGCACAUCCAAGAAAACGUGAAGAGUUUUGAUGUACACCUGACAACUGAAGACACUGAAAUGAUUGAAAGCGUGCUGAAAAAGUCCAGUGAUUUGAUGCAGCUGAUUGGAGAUUGUGGUGAUGAGUAUAGAUUAAAAUAGUUCACACAUUUGCCUUUCACUUUAUAUCCACAAAUCUGGAUAGUAUUUGCACUAUUGUUUUACAAAUAAUUGUUUUCUGUGCUUUUUGUUAAAUUUUGUCAUUUCUUGAAAUUAGGUAUUUUCUUUCAUCUUAUUGUCUGCUAAUUGUAUAUAUCUGUGCUGUACCUCAACUUUCUUACUGAACAUGCAUUUUACAAAAGCCUGGCUUUGAGUAUGCAAUGUCAUUAUGGGCUUUUUAUUUUUAAUCUGCAGAGGAAAAUAGCGUGAGAGAUUGCUUGCAAUGGGCACACAUUGUAAUAUCUGCAGAGGAACUACAAAUCAUUGAAAUAGUAUUGUUUUGGCAUUUCUAAGCAGAAAAAAAUCUAACUGGAAAGGCAUUCUAUUAAUAAAAAUGGAGUGCAGCAU
Molecule: messenger RNA, 1549 nt
Organism: Protopterus annectens (West African lungfish)
Lineage: Eukaryota; Metazoa; Chordata; Ceratodontiformes; Protopteridae
Product: pyridoxal reductase, chloroplastic-like
Exons: 7
Coding region: 119-1144 (341 amino acids)
Molecular function (GO): oxidoreductase activity
Source: RefSeq, a predicted model, not a curated record